GCAUGCGCGAGAUAGAAGUCGCAUCACUGUGACAUGUAACGGUGUCAAACAAUUACAGUUGUUUAGGACACGGGCCAGCUAUGGGCGCAAUUAUUUCUUCCGGAAUCUCUGGAUCGUUAUUUAUUUUUUAUUUUUUAUUCUUGAAACCUGAUUGUGACGUCAUUGUGAAACUGAAAGACACAUGAUAAAGAACACAGUAAGUAAGGAAAUGCAGCAGAAAAUAUCCAUCCAUCCAUCCAGUUUCUGUUCUGCUUAUUUUCACUAGGGUCGCGGGCGUGCUCGAGCCCAUCUCAGCUAUCGGGGUACACCCUGAACUGGUCGCCAGCCAAUCGCAGGGGAUAAAAACAAUUGGAAGGAAUUUUAAAAGCGCUACAGUGAGUUAAAAAACAAUAUUAAAAGCACUAAAAAGUACAGCAAUCAGCUGGUUUGGGUAAAAACACACUUAGGACCCUGGGGUUAAGAGUGGAGUUUAUAAGCUAGUAAGGGUUUUCAAAUAAAAACGUUGUUAAAGGUUAGCUUAUAUAAGACAACUGAAACAACAAUGAUAAAUACUGUACAUUUUCUAAAGCACAUAUACAAAGAACACAUAAAAUAAAUAUAUAUAAAAGGAUUGCAGUCAAAUUAAAACAAUAAUAAUUGUCCUACUUUGAAAAUCUCUUACAAUUAUCUGACAGCUAAAGUUAGCCUACUAAUAUUUACCCAAAACGUUUUAGAAUAUUAAUGUUAAUCUUCAGCUAAAAUGUUUGAAAUUGAGAUCAUUCUAUCUAAUAUUCUAUUCAUUAUAUAUAUAUAUAUAUUUUUUUUUUCAGGAUGAUCAUAUAACAAGUGAAUCAAUUUAUCACUUACUAUAAUUGAUAAGAACGUUAAUCAACAUUUAAUGUAGUUUACCAUUAGAACCGCUUUUAUAUGUCACUCAUGUCACUCUCCACUUUAUCUCUGUGCUCGGCUGACGCUGACAGCAGUGCUUCCGCUACUGGCAAGGGCAUCAUUAUACAGUGUUCAAUUUUCACAAGGUAUGAAGUUAAAUCAAUCAGUCAAUAUUUUACUGUGACUGAAGGUUUUUCUUUUUACAAUUCAAUAGUCAAAUAAAGAUUUGUUCUUCAUAUCAAUUCAUCCCACAGGAAAGAGUUGUUUAUUUGUUGGCUAUAUCCAAUGUUGUGUUGGCACUACUAUGUAAUAAUAUAUUUUUUUGUGUGUUUAGUGAAUAAUGCUGAAGAUAGCAAACUUCCUCCUGAAAAAUCACAUACUAAAUGCCAAUCGCAAUUUUUUUUUUUUUUGAAAAGAAACAAGCAAACAAAAAACCUUGCGAUUAUGAGUAUUUUCCCAAAUCGUUCAGCCCUACUCUUGAUUCAUGACGAGGUAGUUUUAAUUGGGCUCACAUUGUUAAAGCUUAUCAGCUUCCCAGUGACAAGGACUGGCUAAGUGUGGCUAAAGAUUUAGCCACUAAAACACACGUGAUGUUGCGGCUAACUACACACGUGUGGCUGGGAGAUUUUUAUACUGUUUAGCCACAUUGGCGAAGAGGUUUCAUGACUCAGUGCCAACCCUGCUAACAACCUCCAUGCUUUUUAAUGCUAAUCGUAUUGACGCUUACAACCUCCCGCUGAAGUUUGGAGGCUAACAGUUUUGAUGCCAACAACGUCCUUGCUCAAAUUUGAAUGCUGAGGUUUUUCUAUAAGGUACAACAAUGGUUUAUUUAUGUUAACAGUUUCGAUGCUAACAGGUUUUAUGCUAUACUAACAGAGCUUAUUGGUUAGUAGCUGCAGGUGUCAUCGUGGUAGCAUCUGUCACGUAACGUGUUGAAGCAGCUGGACGCUAGAGAAAAGUUAGACUUUAUGGAGCCGUGGUGCAGUUUUCGACACGCUCGUCACAUCUGUUUGAGGGGGCCCAGCCGGCUAGCCGGCGGCUACGGUGGCAACGGCUAGCCUGCGCGCUUAGGACGUGUGUGUGCUUGCCCACCGCGGAUGUUUAAAUAGCCGCGAUGCUAACAUUGGCGCCUUCACUGGAUGCCUGCGUGAAAGACGCCGCCAUCAUGUUCAGGAUGCUCGCUUUGGCCUUGGUUUCUGCGCUUUACUUCCUCUCUCACACGACUGAGGGCGAAGUGGUCUAUGCGUGUCACAAUGACACAGCUGUGAUGUCAUGUGAGUCGGGCUUUAAGAUCCACUUGGACCACAUUCUAUACAAAGUGGGCGUGGGCACACGCUGCGGGGAAGGCAAGCAUCACCCUGAUGACGGCGAGGGCGUCUUCUGUUCCUUCCCGUGGGCCGAGAUGGUGGUGGAGGACCUCUGCGGGAACCGACGGUCCUGCGAGGUUCCCGUCACCGAGGUAGUGUUUGGAGAGUAUCCCUGCAAGGAGAAUACACGAUACCUGGAGGUGGCCUACACCUGCGUCGCACAAGCGCCGCCACCACCCCCACCGGCACCCGCCAAAGCUGACUGUGACGACAGCACUGCCUGAGCGUUUUCAUCAUGGAGACCUCACUUCCUGUUGGAGCAGGAUGAUGAUGACCAUGAUGAUGAUCUUGAUGAUCAUGAUGUCGUAGUGUAGUUUAUUGAAGAUGGAAUAAAACAUAAUUUCACACAUUGA
Phyllopteryx taeniolatus (common seadragon) is the source of this 2587-nucleotide messenger RNA. Its product is annotated as L-rhamnose-binding lectin CSL1-like. Gene Ontology annotation, molecular function: carbohydrate binding. Lineage: Eukaryota; Metazoa; Chordata; Actinopteri; Syngnathiformes; Syngnathidae. The transcript is spliced from 6 exons. Bases 1982 to 2458 code for a protein of 158 amino acids. The record is from RefSeq and is a predicted model, not a curated record.